Messenger RNA from Microcebus murinus (gray mouse lemur), 1557 nucleotides. Lineage: Eukaryota; Metazoa; Chordata; Mammalia; Primates; Cheirogaleidae. The record is from RefSeq and is a predicted model, not a curated record.
AUGCCUGAGCGGGAGCGGAAGAAGCACUUGCGUGUGCACGAGAAGAUGACGCACUCGUCCAAGCUGUCGGCCAAGCGCGCCAACCUGCUGCGGCAGCUGCAGGUGGAGGACGAGGCCCAGGACAUGGAGGCCCGGGCGGAGGCCGAGCUCACGCACACCUUCCGCGACCACGCCGCCUGGACCCUCACGGUGACCAAAGAGCGGCGGAUCGAGCCCCAGAACACGAGCAGCUACAUCGACCAGAAGCGGCAGAUGUUCCUCCUGCAGCGCAGCCUGGAGCGCGACGCGGCGCUGUUCGACGAGUUCCUGCGCGACAACGACUGCAGCUCCGUGCAGGCCAUGCGCGUGCUGAGCCGCUCGUCUCCCCACGAGUCGAGCCCGGCCAUCCCCGCGCAGGAGGACACGGACAGGCGACCGGGGAGGUCGUGGCUCGCCGGCCUCGGCCCGGCCUCGCCCGCCCGGCCCCCGCCGCCCAGCGCCCUUGGCUUGCAGGGCCUGGAGCUGUACUUCACGGAGCCGCAGGAGCUGCUGGACGUCUUCACCGACCUGGAGGAGCAGAACCUGUCGCUGAUCCAGAACACGCAGGAGAUGGAGGAGACCAUGAGGGACCUGGGCCGCACGCUGCGGCCAAACGCAGAGCCCGUGAAGCUCCGCGUCCGGCUCCUUUUAUUUGCUGAGAGGCCGAACCCUCCCGCGGCACGGCGCUCCGGGGAGCCGGUGGACGCGGAGCGACUAGAGCGAGGCCCUUGCCCGCGCAGGGACCGGGAGAGGGGCCGGAAGCUGCUGUGCCGCGCCCGGCCUCCGGCCGUCAAGACGAAGGCGGCCUCGGAGCACGACCUGCUGGACAAGGCCCAGGAGGAGAUGCUGUACUUCUUCACCCUCCCUCCUCGGCCUCCCGAGUCCCGUUCCCACCCAGGUUUCCGGAGCUCUGGGGAUCCCCCCGGGGGCCGUGGCCUCAGCAGAGGCCCGGCCUCCUCCCUGUCCCUCUUACCCCGACGCACGCAGGACAAGCUGCUGGAGAGCCUCAACAGCAAGGUGCUGGACGUGUACCGGAACUGCGUGGGGCCUCCGCAGGAGGCCAGCCUCGGCACGGUGCAGAUGCUCACGGUCAUCGAGCACCAGCUGGACGAGCUGCUGGAGAACCUCGAGCACGUGCCCCCCGCCCGCAUCGAGCAGGCCGAGAAGGCCAAGGAGAAGGAGCGGAGGCUGCGACACGGGAGGAGAAAGGGCCGGAUGCAGAAGCAGCUGCAGGAGGAGCGCUUGCUGCGCGCGCAGUGCCGCGCCAAGGCCCGAGAUCCAAAGAAGAGGGGCCGGAAGCUGCUGUGCCGCGCCCGGCCUCCGGCCGUCAAGACGAAGGCGGCCUCGGAGCACGACCUGCUGGACAAGGCCCAGGAGGAGAUGCUGUACUUCUUCACGUGACCGCCGGGGCCCCGGUGGCUCCGCGACAGGGCCACCGAGCGGGAAGAGCAGGGGGCUCGGGCCCGGGGCGACCCGAGCGGGCCCCGUCUGGGUGCCUCCGCCCGCGCGGCCCCGAAAUAAACCCCUGUGUGUGCGUCG